This is a messenger RNA of Ricinus communis (castor bean), 1844 nucleotides long. RefSeq names its product ribokinase. The record is from RefSeq and is a predicted model, not a curated record. The coding region runs from base 71 to 1351 and encodes 426 amino acids. The transcript has 9 exons. Gene Ontology annotation, molecular function: kinase activity. Lineage: Eukaryota; Viridiplantae; Streptophyta; Magnoliopsida; Malpighiales; Euphorbiaceae.
UGUGGCAAGUGCUGAUUGCUGAACCAAUUUCAUAACCCAUUUGAUUCUGAGAUACCAAGGGAUUGAAGACAUGGAGAGCAGUGUGCAGAGGAGGUUGGAUUAUAUUUCUCGUCAUCUUUUACUGCUACCUGAAGUUGAUACUCUUGCUUUGUACCCGGUUUUAGUAAAAGGUGAGGAAAUUAAACAUAAUGAGGAGGCAGACCCAGUUGUUAUAGGAGGGAUGGUGUUGGAUAUUCAUGCCACUCCUUCAAUCCCUCCCUAUCCUAGAACCACUACUCCUGGCAAGGUCCAAUAUGCACUUGGGGGUGUAGCAAGGAAUAUUGCUGAAUGCAUGUCGAAACUUGGAACUAAGCCUUACAUGAUUAGUGCUCUGGGCAAUGACAUGGCUGGGAACUUGCUUUUGGAGCACUGGAAUUCUGCUGGGUUAUCCACAGAAGGCAUUCAAAAACAUCAAAAGAUCAGAACUGCUGUCAUAUCCAACAUAUUUGAUGCCCAUGGCGAGGUGGCUGCUGGUGUUGCUGAUGUGGAAGCAGUUGAAAAGUUCCUGACACCUGAGUGGAUUCUGCAAUGUAAAUGCAAAAUUUCUUCUGCUUCAGUCUUGCUGGUUGAUGCAAAUCUGACUCCUCCUGCUUUAGAAGCUUCGUGUCAAGUGGCAGCAGAAUAUAACAUCCCAGUUUGGUUUGAGCCCGUUUCAGUAGCAAAAUCCACGAGAAUUGCCUCAAUUGUCAGUGAUGUAACUUUUGCCUCACCCAAUGAAGAUGAGCUUAUUGCCAUGGCAAAUGCUUUGUCUUGUGCAAGUAUAUUUCAUCCUAUUGACAGGGAUAGCAGCAAAAAGUAUUCAACAGAGUCUUUAUUCCAAAUGUUAAAACCUGCCAUCUUGGUUUUGCUAGAGAAGGGUAUCAAGACAGUUGCUGUGACUCUUGGUGCUAAUGGAGUGUUCUUAUGUUCUACUGAGCCAAACUUCACAAGGACUAGGUUGGAGAGAACCAAAAAGUACGGAUAUAAUGGAUCGCUAUAUGAUAUUAUAGAAUCAAGCUGUCCUUCAAGUAAAUUCUCUGAUGCAUUGCAGACUCAGGGAAGCUCUCAUUUAUUAGCUGUACAUUUUCCUACCCUUCCUGCGUCAGUUGUAAGGCUUACAGGGGCUGGUGACUGCUUGGUUGGUGGGACACUUGCUUCUCUUUGUUCAGGCUUAGAUAUUAUGCAGAGUAUGGCUGUUGGUAUUGUAGUUGCCAAAACUGCUGUUGAGACAGAGGGUAAUGUGCCUUCAGCAUUUAGUUUGGCCUCUAUCUCAGAUGAUGCAAGGCUGGUAUACUCUGCUGCCAGAGUGCUAUUCCAUCAAUCAAUGCUAUAAUUUAUUCAUCAUGUAAGUGAUGCUGAAAAUACAAGUUGAAAUGUUGACCUGGUCAUGAUCUGGGAAAUCAAGUGGGAUUGGGAGACUCUCGAGAUCCAAGUCAAAGUUCUCUUUACACCAAUGAUUUCUGGUUUCAAGGUGAAAGGUCUGCUCCAUCUCCUUCAAGAAUUAAUAAGAACUGGUGCUUGAUUGCUGUAACAUGGUUCAGUUUAUAGGUUUUUGAUUCUAGUAGUUCUCUUUUUGGUACUCUACCAAGAAUUCACGGACCAAUUUCCUUGGAGGCUCAACUCUGACCUGAGCGGAUAAAUACAGUGUUCUGUCUCACUUCUCAUGAGAGCAGGGAGUGAAGAUUUUCUUGUACAGUGGCAUUGAUGCCAUGCCUCACAGUCUUGCAACUGAUCAGAAAUGUACUCACUGAGAGGCUGAAAUUCUGAGGGGGUGUGGGAAAUUGCGUUUGGCAAACACUUUUUUCGAGAGAAGAUUUUAUUUUUGA